AUGCCGUCGCAAAGUAACCCUGACCCCGAAAGGCCCAAACGCCAACUUCGGCGCUCAGAUGUGUCGGAUGAGGGGCCACGCAAGAAAGCACGACUUCCAUCAAGAGUAGCUGACGUGAAUCGCCCUGUGCGCCGUUACAUUGUCGAGGCCCGUUACACUGAGAGCUGGAUAUUCUCGUAUGUAACCAAUGGCGUCCAAGAGCACUUCAUCCUACGUUGCCCUGUUUCCGGUUGUCCCGAUCGCAGCUUCAGCCAGAACCCAAUUGAGAGUGGUUGUGGGAUCAAUCAUUUGCGGGACCACGGUAUCAAGGUCGCCGACGAAGACGAUCUCGUGCAUAAAUAUGCGCGCCGUAUGAUCAUUCGCGACGAAAGCGAGACUGGGUCCAUUUCAAAGUCUUGGGUGGAGGAACAUAACAAAGCCAUAGGCGAGCCUUAUGACACCGCAGAUGGCGAAGACUGUGACUCCAAGUCUGACGUCGACGAGGACAUCGAUGAGCUGGGUCAGGAUGCGAUUCCCUCGCCAAGGGCUCUCGGCUCAACGAAGUCGGAGUUUGAGAAGACUGGAAUUGCGGAAAUUUCUGUAGUUGAAUAUGGAGAUCUGGGGAACUGA
This is a messenger RNA of Colletotrichum chrysophilum, 609 nucleotides long. RefSeq lists its product as uncharacterized. The transcript is spliced from 2 exons. NCBI's taxonomy places the organism in Eukaryota, Fungi, Ascomycota, Sordariomycetes, Glomerellales, Glomerellaceae. The record is from RefSeq and is a predicted model, not a curated record. The coding region runs from base 1 to 609 and encodes 202 amino acids.